Schistosoma mattheei is the source of this 2262-nucleotide messenger RNA. Lineage: Eukaryota; Metazoa; Platyhelminthes; Trematoda; Strigeidida; Schistosomatidae. The record is from the annotation of a GenBank genome assembly.
AUGCCGGUCAAUACAUAUAUGGGUAACAUACUGGCAUCUGAUAAAGAUGAAGGAUUAAAUGCUGAAUUGAGAUUCAUGUUGUUUCCAGAUCCAGUAUACCGCCUACACGAAAGGUUCAGACUUUUACCUAAUGGUUCACUGUACACAAAUGUUGAGUUGGAUAGAGAAGAGAAGGAUCAUUAUCGCCUCACAGUCGUUGUGAGUGACCAGUCACCUGAUGAACCAUUAACAACAACUGGAACUAUUGGCAUCAUUGUUCUGGACUUAAAUGAUAACCAACCCCAGUUUUUGAGUCCACAUGGACUUUUAAUUCCAAAUAACACACAACUCACUGGAUUCAAACGACAUAUGAAUAAGGGCAUCGUACUUUAUGACCAACCUUUUGAAGAUCACAAUUAUAAAGUAGUAAAGGGCAAUCAAAAGCGUAGUGAUCAAGAAUAUCAAAGUGAAUCAAGUCCGCUUACAGAUACAAAUACACAGUCUACGGCUCCUGAGCCAGUAGUUCGCCUAUCUGUUUACGAAAAACCUGAUCAAGUGAUAAGUAAACUGUAUGCUGAAGAUCCAGAUGCUGGAGACAAUGGGGCUGUAUUUUACUUGCUUGAAGAAUUUUAUGAUUUAUCAGUGGAUAAGAUCAAACCAAAUCCUCUCAUUAGAGUGCAGCCAGAGACUGGCGAAUUAAUAUUAAUACGUCAUAUGGCACCAAUUGAUUUGGGGUAUCACUUCUUUAAAGUGACCGCAUCUGACCGCGGGCAUCCUCAAAUGAAAAUAGAUCAAAAGAUUCUUCCGUUAAUUGUUGAAGACAAGCCUGCGUCGGGAGGCUUGGGACAAAGUUCAUUAUCAUCUAGUUACUAUGUGAGCAACAUAACUGGACUUGGACUCGAUGAAUGGGGUCCAAGCGGUGGCAAAAACAUCCUAAUUAUUACUGCGUUAUCCAUCGUUUCAGGAAUUCUAGCAGCUAUACUAAUUUCGGCUGUUUUUUGUGUUACCAAACCAUGCUCACGAAAUCGUCAUGGAAAUAGAUGCGCAAAUGGAAGACAUGAUAGAUUAAGAAAUAGACCUCCAACGUAUCCAGGAGGUCGAGACUCAAAUAAUGGAAUAAUAGUGGAUGAAAAUGGGUCUUUCAUUAAUGGUACAAUGGAUCAACGAGGUUUUCCAGUUUCUAAUGGUUCUCAUCAUACGACAUUUCAUAGGCCUCCUGGUCCACUUAACGGUGACGUGUGUAUGGACAACUGGUUGCAUCAUGUUAGAGAUAGUCAAGCGAAUUACGGAAAUAUGUCGUUCCCAUUCCAUAGUCCUUCGAAUGAUUCAGAAAACGACAUUUCAAAUGACCAACAUAUUCUCAUAAAUCCCAGGUAUAAUAAUCAAACAGAAAACCAUAUGAAUUAUACACAGAAUGAAACACCGCAAGUUACGUACGAAAACUUGAGGAAUAGUCAACUUCAUGAUAUUCAUAUCUCACCUGAUUUAGCUUCGGCUAAUCUAUCACUUUCCUCCAGAAAUAAUGACCAAGCUGUUGCUGUACGUGUUCUCAAUCAACAAAUGAGUACUGAUGGACUUGAUGAAAUUCAAGAUCAAAUAUUUCUACCCCGAUCCAAUAGACUUUCUGGGAUAACAAUUGGUUAUUCUAAUGAUUCAAUGACUUCAACUUCGAACAGUGCCUUGCCUGCAUUUAAUAUAAAACUGGAUCCUGUAAAUGCUUUUUGUGUUACUAGACCGAUACCGGUAGUGUCUAAAAUUAUAUGCAAUUUCAAUGAAGAUCAAAUGGAUUCUCAGAUAACAGAGAACAGUGAGGCUUUACACGAAGCAAAUCCUAUGAACUCAACACACUUUAAAAUGAAUCUACCUGAUAAUCCUUUGGAUGACAGGUUAAUUAGGCAUCAAGGGAAGAGGUUAGUUACAACAGUACCUAAAUUAGGGACAUUUUACAACUGUAUGACAGUAAGUCACAGAUCAAAUUUAGGUGUUGAACAAAUCAUAUCAUUUGAAGAACAUGCAUCCGAUUCCGGUCGUGGUGGAAGUGAAGAAGAACUAACUGUACAAAAUUGUGAUCCACAUAAGGCAGAAACAAUCAUUUCAAAUAUGAACCCUGAAGAAGGUGUAAGUAUAUGGAAUGAGUCGACUAUUCAAAAUGAUGCAUCACUCAACUCAAACUUAACAGAUAAAUCUGAUGUCAGUUUAAGUAAUCCAUGGUUUGAAACAACCGCCUCACCAAUGGGAUCAGAUUAUCAACGCAAAGAUCCCUUUUGCAUGUCCACAUCAUGA